Olea europaea var. sylvestris is the source of this 1569-nucleotide messenger RNA. Its product is annotated as probable LRR receptor-like serine/threonine-protein kinase IRK. The record is from RefSeq and is a predicted model, not a curated record. Lineage: Eukaryota; Viridiplantae; Streptophyta; Magnoliopsida; Lamiales; Oleaceae. Gene Ontology annotation, molecular function: protein binding. Gene Ontology annotation, biological process: hormone-mediated signaling pathway. The coding region runs from base 1 to 1569 and encodes 522 amino acids. The transcript has 10 exons. Gene Ontology annotation, cellular component: plasma membrane.
AUGGGGAUUUAUCUGUCUGAUCCAAAGAUUUGGCAAUUUAAUACCCUAUUGAAAAGCGUUAAUUGCAGUGAGGGGACAUUGCCUGGCAUUUACCUUUUUUAUGUAUAUGAUACGAGAAGACCUUUUUCAGUGGCUAUUGGUGACAAUUAUUUCAGUGGGUGGCUUCCUAUGUCUAUGCAUAAGCUCGUGAAUUGCAGAUAUCUUGAUGUGAGUGGCAAUUCGGUAACUAGGAAUUCCUGGCUGGAUUGCAGCUAUGAUAAGCCUGGAGUUCUUGACCUUUCGAACAAUAACUUUACUGGUGAGAUACGGGGCUCCAUAGGAAAUCUUCAAUUGUCGAAAAAUCAGUUUGUAGGAAGCUUACCAGAGUCUCCUGUGAAUUGCAUAAACCUUAAGAUAUACUGGAAGCAUCUGUCAGCAUCCUAUCAAUCUCUUCAAGACUUGGAUUUGUCGUCCAAUGCGUUAUGUGGUGAAAUUUCAUCUUCCAUUAGGAAUUUCAUCAGUUUGCAGUUCUUGAAUAUUUCCAGGAACUCUUUAGUUGGUCUCGUCCCUGCAAAUGUAGGUGAAUUGAACAACACUCUCGUCCUUAAUCUUAGUCAGAGUCAGUUAAAUGGAAGCAUCCCCUUUGAAAUAGGAAGAGCAGUUCCAUUGCAGGAAUUAAGACUCAAGAGCUAUUUCCUUCCUGACAGCAGAUAUAAGGAACUGCUCAUCUCUUACCUCUUUAUUUAUGGAUUUGAUGAUGGCUUAUCCAACCUUCAGGUAAUCGAUUUGUCCUUCAGUCGCUUCACCAGAAGUUCACCGAAAGAAAUUGCUGAUCUUUCCCACCUUAUUACCUUCAAUAUUUCCUACAUUCAUCUCCAAGGUGAACUUCCAGGCGGUGGCUUCUUCGACUCAAUCCAUUGCCCGUCAUUGCUAUUUCAAGCUCAUCAUGUUUCUGGUGAUGCUGAGAUUUUAGGAGGGACCAAAGCACUUCUCAAUAAAAAUUAUAAACUAGGAAAGAUCAGAACGCAGAAUCUGGUGGUGCUCGAGGGGUAUGACUGGACUUCAUCUCUACAGAACCUCGUGUUUACAGAUGUAUCUGUGGAGGAAGUUUGUAUAAACAUCUCCACGAAGGAGAGACUAGUGGAUUGCCUAUGUUUUGAUGGACAAUUCUGGAGAUCCCAAGGUGGGAGAUUUUGGCCUGGAUCGGCUUUUGCCUGCAUUAGACUGUUAUAUCUUAAGCAACAAGAUUCAGAAUGCACUUGGGUACACACUCCGGAAUUUGCAAGUCAAACUGUGAGGAUAACCGAUAAAUGUGAUGUUCAUAGAUUUGGGAUCUUGACUCUUAGGGUGUUGACGGGGAAGAGACCAGUAGAAUACAUGGAAGAUGACGUGGUUGUUCUAUGUGACGUGGUGAUGGAAGCAUUGGAUGACGGCAGGGUGGAGGAAUAUGUUGACCAGAAGCAUCGGGGUAACUUUCCAUUCCAUAAACACUACAGACAUGGACUAGGUGAUCAGAAUUUUGGAACUAAUCCAAUGUCCUUCAGAGUGUCCAGAAGAGCUGGAAAUAUCUUACGUAGAAUAGAUAGAUAA